Didymella exigua CBS 183.55 is the source of this 1242-nucleotide messenger RNA. RefSeq lists its product as uncharacterized. Lineage: Eukaryota; Fungi; Ascomycota; Dothideomycetes; Pleosporales; Didymellaceae. The transcript is spliced from 2 exons. The coding region runs from base 1 to 1242 and encodes 413 amino acids. The record is from RefSeq and is a predicted model, not a curated record.
AUGGUGCUGCAAGACAUGGAGAACCAAGCUCCAGACAGCUUCGGCGAGCCGCCCAACGCCUCGGACAGCGACCCAUAUGCCUCUCCGUCUCCCUCCCGCUCGCUCGCAAGCGGCUCGCGCUUCGACGCAUCCAACAUGCCGUCACCCAUACCGGUCCUCGGGCCCCUGAUCGGCUUCUCGUCGUCGGCAGUCCGGUUCAAAGCGAACACGACGCUCUCGUUUGCGGAGAAGAAGCUCGGGCGCACGCUGCACCCGGAGGAGGCGCAGGCGCUCGCGUUCCACAUCUACAAGCUCGAGCGGAGCAAGUCGUACUACGCUGCUGCGGGCGCGGGCGCGGGCGCGUAUCGCUGGUAUGCGACAAUGGACACGUACCAGUAUCCGUUCUACAAGCCGAAGAUGGAGGGCGUUGAUCUGAACAAGUUUGGCCCGCUGCGAGGGCCCGCGGCGGGUCUGGCGAGACAGACGUGGCGGUUCGGGUUGUAUGCGCUGGUUGCGGGGCAGAUGGGGAAUAUCAUCGGGCAGCUGAUUGCGCAGCCCAUUGCGGCGUAUGAGACGAGUGUCGAUCCGAAGCUGGAGGAGUUUGCGCGCGACAUCAAGGCGGCGAGUGCGCGGGACGACCGCGGCAAUGCAGAGCGCGGGCGCGUCAUCGAGGAAAGGAGGAAGGACUUUGAGGCCCGCCGGCGACAGGAGGGGACGGGCGGCAUGGCGCCGCCGCCGCCGCCGUCUGGCGAGAGGCGCGGAGAGCGCAGCAGACAGACUCGGCCGACUGCCGCCGCCGGCGACCCCGACGACGACGAUAUGAGCCCGACGUCUGGCAACGAGCCGUGGGGCGCGCAGACGAGCAGCUCGUGGGGCGACUUCGCGGCGGACGAGCAGCCCCAGCCACAGCCCGAGCGCGCCGUCGACGCCCGCGCGCGACGUCCGCCGUCGCACCAGCCCGCGCGUGCUGCGGCGCCGACCUGGUCGGCGCCGCUGGACGACGACACAAGUCCGACAGGCGGUCUCUUCCACUCGGAAGCCACAGCUCAGCCAGCGCAGUCCGCUUCCCGGCCCGGAGAGUCUUCGUGGGAGCGUCUGAGGCGCGGUGCAGCUCGUCAGGACGGGGCAGCUGGGGGCGCGACGGGCGCGACGGGCGGCGACGCGCGGGACACGGAGCGGGAGAGUGCGCAGCGCGAGUUUGACGAGCGGCUUGAGCGGGAGCGCAGCGGGGGCGGGUUCAACGAGGGGUCGAAGAAGUGGUAG